Molecule: messenger RNA, 1667 nt
Organism: Psylliodes chrysocephalus
Lineage: Eukaryota; Metazoa; Arthropoda; Insecta; Coleoptera; Chrysomelidae
Source: the annotation of a GenBank genome assembly
GUGCGGUAUUGUUUAUUGGGUGAAAAACGGUGAAGUGCAUUAUUACUGGAUUUUUUCUAUGAAAAUACAAAUGUUAUUUCAAUACUUUUGGUUCUUCUACUUUCUUCAUACGACUUUUUCUAUAGAAGAACCGGUUAGAGAAAAAAAUUUAGAACCUAGACAUUUCAACCCACAUCCUUAUCAAAAUGGUGUUCGAAGGAGGACUAGAAUUGGUCCCGUAGUAUUUCCUUACGAUGACGAAAACGGUAGAGAUGUUAAUACAAAUUUUGUGCGUCCCACAGAAGAAGUUCAUCCUUAUCAAAAAGUUGCCAAAAAACAUAGAAAGAGAAAAUUUGGUAGAUAUGAAGCACAGGAUGAAAAGAUUAAUCCUCAGCUCGAGCAAGCCCUAGCAAAGCACGGAGCUAAAGUUCUUAAACUUGCUCCUGAAAAGUUGGCAAAGGAUCAUGUACCAUUUACUCGAGAUAUUCACAAACGACACAACUAUGCAUUUUCCUAUAAAGUGUUGGACCAUUCAUCUGGUGACGAUUUCUCUCAUUCUCAAGUUCAGGAUUCUUCUGCGACUAAUGGUGAAUAUAGAGUAAAGUUGCCAGACGGAAGGCUUCAAAUUGUAUCUUAUACUGCAGAUCAUAAUGGAUACAAAGCCGAUGUUAAAUAUACCAAAAGUAAGGAUCAUCAACAUGAACCUGAAAAGAUUUAUCGAGAUCCAUUGUAUCAAAUAGAGCAAAUACCAGUCAGACAACUGCAUCCAGUAAAAACAAACACGAACCAGCAGCACCAGCAGCAGCAAAUAGAUUACUACGAUGACGUACAUCCGGUCAAUCAGCCAAUAGUUAAACUAAAAACAGUGGUGCCAAAUGCCGAACGGCACGGUUACGACGGUUACGCCAGCUACGAUUCCGACUACGGAAGCAUCGUUGUCACUCCGAGCCCUGGAUAUUCAAAUGGCGCCGUUAGUGCCAAUGCAAAUUUCCAGCUCCCUUUGCCGCUAAACGUGCAAAUCUAUACAACAAACGCAAGAGAUUACAUGGUUGGAAAUUACAUUCCAUUUGCAUCAAGUACUCAGCGAAGUUACCAUUCCAAAGACGUCCAUCAUUAUCGACAUAAUUUAAUAUCGCCUCAAAUAAUCAACAACGGCGAUCACGGGCUCGUCCUUCCGCUAUCGACGCCAUCAUCUUUCGUGCUUACCGAUCAACAUGGACAAGUUAUUGAUAAUAUAAAUUUGGUGUCUUCAACUGCUGUACCCUUCGUUGUGUCUACCACUCCCGCACCAGGUGGUUACGGAUCGAUCCAUUCAACUGUGGCGCCGCAUAUUAGAUAUAAGUAGAAAUGGCAGUAAGAUUUCAUUUUAUCAUUAAGUGAAGUGUAUUUAUUUAUUUAUUUAAUGUACAAUUUUUAUUUAGCUUAAGAUAUUUCUCAUUCCAAUUGUAAAGGUUUUGAAAUGCUUUUCUCAGGAUUUACCGGAAUGUGUCCAGUAAAGAAGGAAAUUCGAGACGAUAAUUAAGUUGCAAUAAAGUUAACUCUGAAUCAGUAUUUUAAAAAUAAAGCUUCUUUUGUUUCACAAUAAUUCUGCAUCUAUAAAAAAUACAGGCACUGAUUUAGUCUAAUUAGUGUUUGGGCUAAUUUAGUUAGGUUGGGUAGACAUAUUUUUUUCCAAAGAUAAUAAUGGA